AUGAAGGUCUCUCUUAUGCUCUGUCUGACCGCUCUGGCGGCUACUGUUUCAAGUGUGCCUGUGGCUCCAGCUGAGCGGGGAAUUGACGACAUGAAUGCCAUCGCUGCGUGGGGUGCCAUCAAAAGAGGUGAUGAAAAGGCCAGGGAUAUCGACGACAUGAAUGCCAUCGCUGCGUGGGGUGCCAUCAAGCGGGGCGAUGAGAAGGCCAGGGAUAUCGACGACAUGAAUGCCAUCGCUGCGUGGGGUGCCAUCAAGCGAGGCGAUGAGAAGGCCAGGGAUAUCGACGACAUGAAUGCCAUCGCUGCGUGGGGUGCUAUCUAA
Messenger RNA from Aspergillus heteromorphus CBS 117.55, 321 nucleotides. RefSeq lists its product as uncharacterized. The coding region runs from base 1 to 321 and encodes 106 amino acids. The record is from RefSeq and is a predicted model, not a curated record. The transcript has a single exon. NCBI's taxonomy places the organism in Eukaryota, Fungi, Ascomycota, Eurotiomycetes, Eurotiales, Aspergillaceae.